Molecule: messenger RNA, 6851 nt
Organism: Rhincodon typus (whale shark)
Lineage: Eukaryota; Metazoa; Chordata; Chondrichthyes; Orectolobiformes; Rhincodontidae
Gene: plekhh1
Product: pleckstrin homology domain containing, family H (with MyTH4 domain) member 1
Exons: 29
Coding region: 21-4130 (1369 amino acids)
Cellular component (GO): cytoskeleton
Source: RefSeq, a predicted model, not a curated record
CGGCGAGAGCUAGGAAAACCAUGGAGACGAUGGCGGAGAACGUCGGCGGCGGCUACAAUUGGCAAAAACGCUGCAUGACGCUGGAGUCCCAGCUCCUCCGGUUCAGGCUGCAGGCUGGCAAGAUCCGGGAGCUGUUAGCCGAAAAGGUGAGCAGGAGGAGGCGUAGGCUCAUAGCAGCAUCCAAAAGGAAGGAAUCCAAAGAUGCGCAGGUGCAGGCAAUGCAGGAGAAAUUGAAAGCAGCCAACAUCCAGACCAGCGAAUCAGAGAACAGUUUGUUCAAGAAGUACCAGGAGCUCACCAAUACGCUGCAGGAAAAGGAUGACGUGAUUCAGAGGCUGGAGCAACAGUUAGACAAACAGAACCAGAUGAGAGCACAGGAGGCGAAGGUGAUUGAGGAGAAGGCUGUCAGGAUCAAAGAGUGGGUGACGUUUAAGUUAAGAGAGCUGGAGUUCGAAAACCAACAUCUCAAAGUAACUACCCAGAAGCAAGCUGAACAGAUUCAGGCCCUGCAUGCCAAGAUUCAAGACUCACGGAGCGAGCGACCGGGAGCCGAUGCGUCGGCGGGCGGGGCCCCCGAAACCGCCCCCGUGGCUCUGUCCUGGCCCGCGGCGGCGGGUGAAGAGCCCUGCGCCGAGGAGGGGGAGGAGCGGCCUGGACGGAUUGCCACGGAGGGGGAGGAGGGCCGGGCCGAGGCGGGGAGCAGAUCGCUCCGGCCUGAGGCCUGCCCCCCGGAGCCCGCUCUGGGCCUGGAGGGGGACGGCGGAGGCGGUCCCGAGGUCAGGCCCCCGCUGCGGGCCGCCCGGGAGACGGCGGUGGUCAAGGGCUGCUCAGCACCGACAUCCGGUGACGGCGCCACCCAGAGGCCGAGGCCCACCCUGCCAGCCUUGGCGGCCAGGGAGGGCCCCGUGGUCACCAGCAUGACCCUGCCCAAGGCCAGGACGCCGCUGGCGCCGAGGGACAGCAUCCAGCUGGCGAAGAAACACCUCAGCCAGCCACAGGCCGGGGCCUCCGAUAGGCCCCACCGCCUCAUCCGCAUUGACAUCGUCUGCCCCGCCUUCCAGCCGGCCGGCCCCGCCCGGGUCCAGGAGACGGACAUCGACGACGUUCCUGAGCGGAUGGACACCGAAGAGUGCGAAGGCUCCCUGGCCCGGGACGGCUCCCUCCCGUCCCCACCAUCACCGUCACCACCACCACCACCGCUGUCACUACCGGCGUCGAAAGAGGCUUCGGUGGGUUCGGAAAGCUCCUCCUCCAGGAACGAACCUCCGCCUCCCCCCCUGCAUCGUUUGCCCUCCUGGGAAGGUCGAAUAUACGCCCUGGCCAAGUCUGGCAUGAGAAUGUCGGAGGUGACCCUGGCUAGCAGCUCCUCCAAGAGAUUGUCAAACGUUCCUGGGAGUCUAACCUCUGGGCCUUUCACUCAUCUCAUAUACAAGAAUGUGACAGUUCCUGUCUACACCACUCUGAAAGGGAAAGCCACGCAGAUCAGCAACAUUCCCUUCCCGGACGAGUCCUCGGGAUCCGACGACGACAGCAGUUCCCAAGCCAGCUUCCGAACGUCUGCCGUGGGACCGGAGCCGAGGAAAAACAGCGGACCCGGGAGCCCCCGAGCUGUGAAAAGAGGGGUCUCGAUGUCCUCGGUCAGUUCCGAAAGCGAUUACGCCAUCCCUCCCGAUGCCUGCUCUGUGGACAGCGAUUACUCCGAGCCGGAGCACAAGCUGCUACGGACCUGCUCUGUCUACUCCACGGAGAGCAACUGCACCGAGCCUUUGGAGAAGUCUGGCUAUCUGCUGAAGAUGGGAGGCCAGGUCAGGACAUGGAAGAGACGGUGGUUUGUGCUGAGAAAUGGAGAGAUCCUGUACUACAAGUCACCAAGUGAUGUCAUCCGGAAGCCACAGGGUCGGAUCGAGCUCAGCUCCUCAUGUCGUAUCAUUCGGGGCGAAGGAGCACAAACCUUCCAGCUGGUGACCGGGAAAAGGACGUACUAUCUGACGGCGGACUCACCGAACAUCCUGGAGGAGUGGAUCCGGGUACUCCAGAGCAUUCUGAAGGUCCAGCUCGCUGGCCCAGUCAUCCCACAGACAGAAUCGAAACCCUCUGUCCGGGGCUGGCUGACCAAGGUGAGGCAUGGCUACUCCAAACUGGUCUGGUGCUCCCUUGUAGGAAAGGUCUUCUACUACUUUCGGAACCAGGAUGACAAGUUUCCUCUGGGCCACCUGAAAGUCCGAGAAGCUAAAAUCGGAGAGGUGGACCGUUCCUGCGACUCAGAUGAGGAUUACGAGGCAGGAGGCCGGGGGUUCCUGUCCUCACAUUUCACUGUGGUCAUCCAUCCAAAGGAUCAAAGUCCGACUUACCUCCUGAUUGGGACUAAACAGGAAAAGGACACCUGGCUCUACCACUUGACUGUGGCAGCUGGGAGCAGCCAGUCGAAAGUGGGAACAGAGUACGAGCAGCUCAUCGGAAAACUGCUGGAUAUCGAUGGGGAGCCAAACUCACUGAUGUGGAAGCACCCUGUGCUCUGCUGCAGCAAGGAUGGUAUUGUGAAUGCCCUCACCACACUCCCUUCAGAUGCUCUGCAGACUGAAGCACUCAAGCUGUUCAAGUCAUGCCAACUGUUCAUCAAUGUGCUGGUUGAGGCACCUUCGAUUGACUACCAUGUGUCGCUGGCGCAGAAUGCACUGCAGGUUUGCCUGACUCACACGGAACUGCAGAAUGAGAUCUACUGCCAGUUCAUUAAACAGACCAGCCACAGGCAGCCUCAUAACUUCUCCCUCAUCCAGUGCUGGCAACUCCUGGCUCUCUGCGUUGCUCUUUUCCUUCCCCAGCAUCACUUCCUGUGGUAUCUGAAGCUUCACCUGCAACGCCAUGCUGAUCCCAGGACUGAGAUAGGUAAAUAUUCCAUCUACUGCCAGAGGUCGGUGGAGCGGACACUGAGGAAUGGGGACCGGGAAGCCAAGCCAUCCCGGAUGGAGAUAAUGUCGAUCCUCCUGCGAAAUCCCUACCACCACUCACUCCCUUUCAGCAUACCAGUCCAUUUCAUGAAUGGUACUUACCAGGUUGUGGGCUUUGAUGGUUCCACCACAGUCGAGGAGUUCUUGCACACACUCAACCAGGAAAUAGGGAUGAGAAAGCCACUACAUUCGGGAUUCGCACUCUUUACUGAUGAUCCUUCUGGAAAGGAUUUGGAACACUGUCUGCAGGGCACUGUGAAGAUUUGCGAUGUGAUUUCAAAGUGGGAACAAGCACUAAAGGAACUACACCCCGGUAAAUAUGAAAGUAACAGGAUUGUACGGCUGAUAUAUAAAAGCAGAAUGUAUUUCAGAGCUCAGGCGAAGGGCGAAACGGAGCGAGAGCGCCUCCUGCUGACCUAUCAGGUUAAUGAUGAGGUGGUGAAUGGACGAUUCCCUGUGAACAAAGACCUAGCAUUGGAGGUGACUGCUUUAAUGGCACAGGUGGAAUAUGGUGACCUGGCACGCCCCAUUCCUUCCAGUCCAGGGAGCAGCUCCCAGUCUAAGACACACCAGUUUCUGCAGCAGGUUCUGGAGAAAUUCUAUCCAAGGCACUACAGACAAGGAUGCACGCCACAACAGAUCAGGCGACUGGCAGAUACGCUGGCCACCAAAUGGAUGCUUCUGAGGGGUUGCAGUGGAGCUGACUGCGUACGAAUCUACCUGACAGUCGCCCGCAAGUGGCCACUCUUUGGAGCAAAACUCUUCACGGCGAAGCCAGUUGCCCCCUCACCCCUCGACGAGAAGCCUGUGUGGUUAGCAGUGAAUGAAGAUGGUGUCAACAUCUUGGAAUGCAGCACAAUGCAUCCUGUGGUAAAUUAUCCCUAUCCCUCGGUCUUGACUUUUGGAGGUUGUCGCGAUGACUUUAUGAUUGUGGUCAGCAAAGCCAAGGACGGGAACCCAGUGAAAACCACCGUUGAGAAACUGGUGUUUGCCAUGGUGAAGCCUAAGAUCCUGGAGUUGACCCUGAUACUUGCCAGUUACAUCAACCACAGCAACUGCCACUCAUCGUUGACCUCGCCUAAUCCUCCGCCUGCAAACCUCUCGGGCAAGAAGCUGUGGGAGAUCGACAGCAAGCAUUUCCCAAGUAUGACGCGGACCACACAGGGUCCCACCUUGCUCUGAGACCCCAGCCCCAAGCAGCGGCUGAAGACACAGUGCUGUGACCCCGGCUACCAGAGGACAAACCACUUGGAAGAUUCAAAUGGCGCACGGAUCACCGUUUGGACCUGGACCCUCUCUAUUGCAGUCUGUAUUUAAGUGCUCAAGUAGCGUUUAGACUUGAUUUCUUUGUCGUUUUGAUAGUUCACAAAUUGCCACGGUACAUCUCGUGUGAGCUCAGUGUGCCAAUCCCAGCAGGCUCUGUGCCAUCGGUGCUAAGGCUGGUCCAUAUGCAGUAAACCGAAACGGUGCAGGCUGUUGGGAAGGGCACCUGUUGUCAGGAAAAGCACCCUGAGCUGGGAAAGGCCUUUCUCCGAAGCUGUUUCCUCCUUUUACCCCAUUCUGCCAAGGGUUGAGUGCUCUGUAAACAAAGCAGCACCCACUUCCUAUUACAUUAUCUGAUUCUGAUGGGCUUCAGCACACAAGGGCAAGGUUAUGACACAGAUUUUGUUACCAGUAAAUUGGCUUUGACUCCAAGGCUGUAAGGUUUCUCAGCAGAAGCCAGAGCCCUUUGCGUAAGAACGAGAGAUGGAUCACAGCAGCAGCAGGGCCACAGACCUCUUCUUUCAGACAUCCUGGCACUGUCCUUUCGUCAGGCAAAAGAACCAUCAGUGCAGUCAAUUAAAGUCGCACUGGCACGUGUUAACUGAGGAACAACAGCAUCCGGGUCUACCACGCCGGGCGUCUGUCUGUGUGGAGUUUGCACAUUCUCCUCGUUUCCUCCCACAGUCCAAAGACGCGCAGGAUAGGUGAGCUGGCAGUGCCCCGUAGUGUCCGGGGACGUGAAGGUUAGGUGAAUUAGCCUCGGGAAAUGCAGGAUUACAGGGAUGGUGGGGUGGGAUGCUCUUUGGAGGGCCGUUGAGGACGCAAUGGGCCGAACGGCCUGUGAUUCUAUACCAAUCGGCACCGGGAAUAGGAGUCUGCACCCACUACUCCUUCAGGUCCUACCGUAUGAAUGUGUUAGAUUUGUAAAGCUCACGAAGCCUCAAGAGAAUACACUGCUCUUCUUAAGUUUGGUUUCAGGCCGUCAUGUAAGCAGACUGAGUAUGUGCUGUUUUGAAGGAUACCCAGCAGCAGGAACCUUCCUCAAACGCAUGCCACCACAGUGCGAAUGAUACAGGAGUGACCCUUUGAACAUAAAGCAUGCUGGUCACAGAGUCUAAGUAUUAUUGAAGUUCCCCAAACUGAAGAUCAAUGUUACUUACAGACAACCUAUGAUUUCGAGCUCAGGUUUUCAGUCCCCAAUCAGCGUGAACACGGGACUGAAGGGUGAGACCAUAGAGUCCAGGCGAAGAGUCAGUCGAAGGCUGUCAUUACCUCUAGGAAGAUGAACCAAGGCAGCCUGUGAACAUCUCUUCUCCAUAAGCAACUCCUACCUUGAGAAAGUUGAGUUGGUGGUCCUGGUCAUUUCCUUGCUUUACUGAAGUUGCUUGUACCAUUGUAGCUACCUCAGAGGGCAGACAUUUCAUGAGGGUCCAUCAGUGAACCAGUUGCUUUUCUGUUCCUCUGUUCCAGCCCAGCUUUCAUUCCACCCCCCUCAGCUGGAGAUUUUGUAAUCAUGCCCAUUGCCAUUACCACUACAUAAAAACCGAAAGAACAGCGGAUGCUGUAAAUUGGGAACAAAAGCAAAGUUGCUGGAAAAGCCCAGCGGGUCUGGCAGCAUCCGUGAAGGAAAAAACAGAGUUAAUGUUUUGGGUCCAGUGACCCUUCCUCAGAAUCCUUUUCUGGGGAAACCCUUUUCCCAGUUCGGAGGAAGGGUCACCGGACCCGAAACGUUAACUCUGUUUUUUAACUUUACAGAUGCUGCCAGACCUGCUGAGCUUUUACAGCAACUUUUGUUUUUGUGCCAUUACCGCUAUACCUGAUUCCACCAGGAUCAGUUACAUUCCGACCCCAUUGCUGCUGGUUUUAAAACAUACAGCCCUCAUUGAGUUAAAGCAGUGUCCCUGGUGAAUAAUGUCACUUGACACAACCCCCACCCCCCCCAACCACCUGCCCCAACCAAAUGACCCCAGUUCAUUGGAAAACGUCCUUUAGUGCACUGACAAAACUGUCCAACAGUGUUCGUGGUUAUCUUCUGCUACUGGUUUUGGCUUAGCCUGUUCUGUUACAUUUACGAUGCCCAGUGAGAUUUGUGUGCAGUGUAACACCCGAGGUUUUGGGGAAAGAACAGUAUCCUGUUUACUUUUGGUGUUAGGGGAAUAGGCCUGACCAGUGAAGACUACGCUAGUGAUUCCUUCACAUACAGCCACAGGUGAACCUUGUCACCAAUAGAUGUGUAGCAUUCUUUAACCACUUAGUUCUUUCACAGAGACUUGAAGAUGACGUUUUUGUUCGAAGAUCGGUACAAAGCCUAAACAGCCGAUACAGAACAAAUAACAUUCUCACCGAGCACAGAGUGUUGUCCCUGACAAUUGUGAGUGUAAAUACACCACACUGUAUAGUAUAUUAUUGAAUACUUGAAUGUGACAGGGACAGACCCAUUUCUGUGAAUGGUUAUGCCCAAUGUUCUGUACCUCUUAUUUAUUCUAACUGUUGAAGUGAACACUGUGAUUUUCACACUUAAAUUUGAGCAGUUGCCUGUAUUUUGGGAAUCAUGGUGUGAUUUAAGAGGGUAAUACUGGAAUGUUCCCACACACCCUCCAUCCAUGACUGCUAGUAGUCAAAAUAAAGUGCUAACAUAAA